AAAAAACAUAGGAAGAUCACAGGUGUUUGUUUACUUCUUCACUUUCCUUCUUCCUUUGACUCUUCACUUCCCUCAUCCGCUAAUGGCGGAAACACAAACUCCCUUCACUCAACCUAUCCGCUGUAUUGUAAAACUUGGAGGUGCUGCAAUCACUUGUAAAAAUGAGUUAGAAAAGAUAAAUGACGAAAUUCUUCACAAGGUUUCGGAACAGCUUAGACAAGCAAUGAUUGCAUCUUCUCAGAAGCCUCCUGGGAUGGAUUGGAGCAAGAGACCUGGUGAUUCUGAAAUCUGUUGUAAUCCAGAAGAGUUUGGAGAUGAUUUUGAUGCAGAAUGUAGCCGUUUCAUUGUUGUUCAUGGAGCAGGUUCUUUUGGGCAUUUCCAAGCCAGCAAAUCUGGUGUUCACAAGGGACAGCUGAAUAAACCUCUUGUCAAGGGAGGCUUUGUUGCUACGCGAAUAUCUGUAACCACUCUCAAUCUUGAAAUCGUUAGAGCACUAGCCAGAGAUUUGUUUCUUUGUGCAGAGGGUAUUCCUUCAAUUGGAAUGUCACCUUUCUCAUGUGGAUGGAUCACCAGUGAAAGACAUGUAUCUUCAGCCGAUUUGUCACCUGUGGCUAAGGCUAUUGAUUCUGGUUUUAUACCUGUCCUGCAUGGAGAUGCCGUGCUUGAUGAGAUUCUGGGAUGCACUAUUUUAAGCGGUGAUGUCAUCAUAAGUCAUCUGGCAGCAUACUCAAAGCCUAAAUAUGUUGUUUUCUUGACAGAUGUAUAUGGAGUAUAUGAUCGCCCACCGACAGAACCUGAUGCGAUACUCUUAAAGGAAAUUGCUGUUGCUGAAGAUGGAAGCUGGUCGGUCAUAAAACCGAAGUUGCAGAACUCAAUUGAGCUAAGUGUUGCGGCCCAUGAUACAACUGGUGGCAUGAAAACCAAAAUCUCAGAAGCUGCAAUGAUAGCGAAGCUUGGAAUAGAUGUCUACAUUGUAAAAGCUGCAACAAGCCACUCACUAAAGGCCUUAAAUGGAGAUCUUGGAAGCAGCAUCCCAGAUGACUGGCUUGGAACAGUCGUUCGUUCAUCAAGAUAGCCAUAACCGAAUCUUCUGCACAAGUCGGUAUCAUCAAGAAGUAAUGAUUUUAGAGUCAAGAAUUCGAGCGUUAAUUGUUAUUGUACUAACAAUUACACGUAUGUGAGGACUCUCAGAAACAAUCACUUGUCAUAUUACAAUGAUGUUCUCCAUAGAAUAAAGAUUGACAGUUAAAUGAAUUAUUGUACUGAAUAUCAUUUGACAUUUCCGAUUUUACUGUGUUCGUUACUCAACUCUGACUCAACCUUGAUGUACAAUUGUUCUGUAUGCAUGAUUGUUAUUUUGGCAACUUUGACAUAGUUCUUCUA
Medicago truncatula (barrel medic) is the source of this 1383-nucleotide messenger RNA. Its product is annotated as isopentenyl phosphate kinase. The coding region runs from base 83 to 1075 and encodes 330 amino acids. Gene Ontology annotation, cellular component: cytosol. The record is from RefSeq and is a predicted model, not a curated record. Gene Ontology annotation, molecular function: isopentenyl phosphate kinase activity; kinase activity. NCBI's taxonomy places the organism in Eukaryota, Viridiplantae, Streptophyta, Magnoliopsida, Fabales, Fabaceae. Gene Ontology annotation, biological process: terpenoid biosynthetic process. The transcript has 12 exons.